UUGAUGUUAGGGGCCAUUUGUAAAUGAAUUGGUUAGGGAGAGAUGGCUUGAAGAGUCACACUCCCACUGAAUUGUGACUCUUUUAUUAGUCUGAAGUAAAUGACCAGAGAGAGAGAAAGAUUAAUAAGAAUAUCUUUUUUUUUUUUCAUCCAAAUUAUGCACCGGCCAAAUCUGAAGAGGCCAAUAAUUAAAGAACUUAUUUAGGUUCAGUGAAACAAUGUUAUUUUGCAGUGCAGUGCAACUAACAGAUGCACGAUUGUGUUUACCUCUUCAUAUACAAUUUGUUAACAAGUCUAAUGCACUUCACUGUCCUAGAAAAAAAGCGAAUGAAGCAACAGGCUAUUUUUACCCCUGGGCAAAUGUGCCCAAGCUGAGGCACCUGCUAACCACCACAACAACUCCAGCAAGAGGAUAUUUAUUUUGAUCCAAAUAUUAUCUCUACUUCAAUGGGUUUUUUAAUUUUAAAGGCCAAAAUGAGGUAAAAUUGAAAAGGUUUGAGCAUGACACUAGCUGAGAAGCAUGUUUAUUUCAUUACUUUGUCACUUGACACCAAAUGGUCAGCCUUCAGCCUGUGUUACUCACUCAACUCAGGGACUCGCUCUCUGAAGUCACUGCUAUUUCAGUGUAUUUUCUCCCACUGAGUCUUGGCUACAGCCAUGCCUCUAUUGGAGCAGGGGUCUUAACCUCUAGAAGAGUUGGAAAUAAUUUAACUACUACAACAUGGAAUCCAAGGCCAAAAGGAAAGAAGCACAACCUGUUCACCUUUUGCAAGGUGGACUGCUUAAAAGCAAGACUUCAUAAGUAGGCAAUCUCAGAGACCGAUAGAAGCAACUGUGUCCUGCUCAUGUGAGCAGGUUUUUGAAAUGAGCUCUCUGGAAAAGCGCCAAGCAAACCGGCGGGGAAGCACACAUGGCCCUCGCAAGUGCUCUGAUGGCAUCAGUGACACAUCGAGUGUGGGAAGCUUCAUGGAUGAUACAGACAGGGAGGUAAGCAACCUCACUGAUCGAGCCUUCAGGAGCUUGUGUAUUGGAGAGGAUGCUAUCUACAAUGACUUGGAGGUUUCCUCCCCUGCUGAUCAGCACAAAGCCUGUGCUCAAGAAGCCCUACAAAAGAAAGAUUUAAGGACAAUCUGCCAGGAGUCCUCCUCUCAUGGUAUUCAGUAUGAGAAGGCAGAGAGAAAAUCUGAGGUGGCCUCAACAUUCCAGCAUUCCUAUGUGGACGUAGCACAAGAGCAUGUUCUCAGAGAUGAGAGUUUGUCUUAUAUAAGCAAUGGCUCUAUGGAGGCGAUGUGGCAACAGAAGAGAAGCUCUUCCAGAGUUUCAUCGCUCAUUAAAGCCUUCAGUUCAGGGGAGAGUAACUGUGACAGUGGGCCUCCUGACACUGUAAAGGACAAAUACCGAGACUUUAAUAACGAGUCAUGGGACAAAACAGCUCUGCUAAGUAUUCAGAGAGAACUGUCUGAGUUCUCUUCUGGUUACCAUCCGAAUUUUAAGUCAGGUCCUUUACAGUCUUAUGGAAAUCAUUUUCAUGCAGUGGCCCGGAUGAACACAGCAACAUCCUCAAAAACAAAGUUCAAGGCACCUAACACCACUAACUUUUUCUUCCACAGUGAAUUCAGUCCUUUCCAGUUGUGGAAGGAUUAUAACAGGUUCCCUUUCGAAAGGCGGGAACCAUCAGGGUUUGUGUCAGCCACUGAAUUUCCUAGGUGGUAUAAUACUCCUCUCUACAAAGAACUCACAGCCACACACAGGAUUUCAAGCUCUCCAGCAGAAGGUAGGCAGUUUACCCGAAGAAAAAUUGAGGACAUUGCUGCCUCUCAGCGCUCUAGGUCCACGGUAAUCCAGAAAGCCUCAGCCAUAGAGAAGAGAUGUGAGUCUGAAAUGGCAUCUAACUGCCCCCCAUGGAAAAAUAAUAACUUUGUGAGAAACAAAUUGCCAAGCAACAGGCCCUCCACAGUCUCACCAACCAAUGAGAAAGUGCAUAGGCCAGAUUCUAGCUUGCUUUAUCACAGUAGACAUACAUACGAGAUUCAACACAAAGUAGGGAAAGUGGGCAGUAGUGAGAUGUCCAGUAGAACCACCCCAUUCAACAUUACUCAGCUUCUGACACCUGUAAUUCCUGGAAGACAAGAAACAGAAACAUCGGAAAUUCUGCAAUUUGCACAUACUCCCUUGGUUUCUGAGUGUGACAGUGACCUGAAACCAAAGACUAAUGCCAAACAACUGCGUGAUAGCUACAAAUCCAAAGCAUCGAGUCUAUUGUUCAACCUUAAAGACAACAGAAAACGAGUCAAGAGCACUUACAGUCCUACGAAAUUUAAAGCUUCAGAGAUAUCAGAUCGGAAUAAGCAAACAUCAAAGGUAGAAGGUCGUGAAUCCAGACUUUCAGAAACAUCAGUAUCAAAAGUGCCCAAUCAGGAGCAUUCUGCAGCUCCUGAUGCUUGGGAACUUUGUAGCCCAGUCAAGCCAAAUUAUGAGCUUUCCUUACUCCAAACUGCAGAGCACAAACAUGUUGAUAAAUCACAUAACAGUAUGACCUUAGUGUCUCAGUAUGACACUGCAAACUGUAAUAUCUCUUAUUUGGGCUCCCAGAACAACCAUCCUGAUCAGCUUACUAACAGAGGGAGUGACCAUUAUGAGUUAUCAACAAAUUCAAGACUUGGUAAUAGUGGUGGGAGCCCAGUGGGUCACAUUAAUGACGGUACUAGGACAUUUGGCCCAACAAGACUGGAAACAGAAAACAUCUUUUCCAAAGCACAACUACCAGCACAUCUGUCAGCUGAAAUGUCAGCAAAACAAACUUUCUGUAGGAGAGAGGAUGCAGGUCAUCAGAAUUUCAAAGAGGUGAAGAACUUUGUGAGAAAACCAAGUCUUGGAUAUAUCAAUAAUCAGGUGACCGAUGAAACCCUUUCUUGGAAAAGUGUAGGACCAGUAAAUAUGGCGAACAAGGAAAUGGAUAAUAAUAAUGGGAUAAAAGAUGCACUGCCGUAUAAGGGAGAAAUAGCUGCACUGAUAGAAAUGGACAAACAGAGGAAAGCCACCACUAAGCAAUAUUUACCUUCAGCCAAUGAGAGCUACACUAUGAGAAAGGAGACGUGCAUAAAUAAAGAGAAUGAGAACGUAAAUGGGAGUUGGCAUCCAAAAGACAAAUACAUUCAAGACACAAAAAGCUCUUUCCAGACAUAUGCCGAUAAACAUUUCUCAAACAAGCAGGUAAAAGAUGAUCAUGCAAAUACACAUGCAACAUCUCAAAAUUUGUAUGAAUUUCAACACAAUGGUCUGCAAAAAAUGGCAUCUCCUCCUAAAGCGGCAAACUUUCCAAGGGGAUCAGAAAUUACGAGACAUGAAAAAGAUGAGAUUUGCCUUCAGAGAAACAUGAAACAUGCUAUAAGUGAUACAGAGACUGAAAAGGAUUAUAGUAAGAGAACACAAUUUUUGCAAUCAAUGGAGGAGAAAUAUCGAUAUAAUGAAGGAUCUGUUGCUUAUCAGCCAUACAAAUAUGAUUCAAACAAACAGUGGCAUAUUGCAACCACUGAAAACAGACACACUAUGGGUGAAGAGUGUAUGUCAAGACAAUUGCAGCAAUCUGAAAUGAAAGCAGAACAACCAGGUGAAUCAAAUUACAUACACUCCCUAUCAAGGACGUCUUGUAUUCAGCAGCAAAGCACUGUAUAUUCGCAAAGAACAAGCCAAAGAAAUUUGAUAACAGAGGACAGAGCCAAAACUGAGGAACACAAGCCAACCUAUUCAAUUGCCGCCAGUCACAAGCAGGGCAAUAUGAGCACAGACAUUAACAUACCAAAUAAUCAAAGAACUUUGCAAAAUAACCGUUCACAAACAAGAGGGGACAGAUUUAACAUUAACGAUAUUCUCUCUGUCAGAGACAAUGAACAAGCAAAAAGAGUCAGAGAAAAUAAACACAGUUUUAAUGGUAGAGCUGUUGACCCAACUAAAUUAGAAAAUCUAACUUCUCCAGUUACAUCUGAUGUAGCCGAGGACAUAGCAGCUAAAACUGAACCAUCUAAAGUUCAGUCACAGACACAGCAAGAUGGAAAUUCCCACUGCAAACAUGAAAAUGCAAAUGUAUCAUAUGGCUACGUUAGAAAGGAGUCACAUAUUCCAAAUGACGUGAAAGAGAGGUCAGGAAAAGACAUAUUUAUAAGUAAUGAGAAUGAUAAGAUCACACCAAGAGCAAUUUCAUACAAAGAAAAAGGACAAACCAAACAAGAGAUACUCACCUCAAAAUUAAAAGCACAUGCUCAGAAGGAGAUAUCAGCAAUUAAAGAAAAAGGCCUUACUAAACAUGCUAUUCCAUCAAGAAAUCCAGUAAAGCAAAGUACAGCUGUAAGCAAUGAAAAAGGACAAAUAAACCAGGAAGUUCUGUCAUCAAAGAAAGAAAUUACUGCAGAAAAACUGAAUCAUCUUUUUCAGGACAUUACUUAUUCAAGUGUUCCCUUAUACAAAGAACAAAGAAAUCAAGACAAGGAUGAGCCAAAAUAUGAAUCUUUUACAACAGAAAAAGUGGAAUUAUCUACAACAGACAUGGGCUCAGAGAAAGACAAAGUUGCUAUUGUGAAAGAAAGGACUAAGAUUCAAAUGAUAAAACCUCAAGAGGAAAAGAUUACAGAGGUAGACAAGAAAAACUGUGAAGUCCAGAAAUUUGUUAAAAAUUAUGUUCACCAGCCAAACAUGCAAUCCAAAGAAAAUCAACUUAGCAAACAUACCAAAGACAAUGAGAAAGAGCGAUCUACAAAUGUUAAUGUUGUUGCGAAUGGAACAAUUCUGGCCAAAUGUUUCUCAAGCUCUCCAACUCUCCAGGUUUUCAGUGAGGAGGAAUCUGUCAAGAAGGAAGAUAAGACCUCAUCUAACUUGCCCACAACAUACACUUCAAAUAACACAGAAUACUCAACAUUUAAAGCGAAUGGCAAUGAGAGUCCCAAACAUGAGGUCGUGGUAAAAGCAGCAACUAACCAUCUUGCACUGUACAACAUUUCAGAGAAAGCUAUAACCCUUGAAUGCUCUGUUAACAAAGCAAAAGAACAGCUGUCAAAUGUCAACACAGAUAAACCUACUGCUGAUAGCAAUGCAGCUUCUCUGAAAUGCAAUGAUUUGGCAGAAACAACCAAAAGUAAAGAUGGCACAAGAAAAGAAAACUCUUUAAUGCCACCAAAUGUAAGACAGCUUGAAAUGAGUACUAGACAAGACAAAACUCCAUCAGAUUGGACAAAAGAUGAAGUACCUGCUGUUGAGGAGAUAGUGGGAUUUACUGACACCAAAACUGCUUUCCCUAAUAAACAAAUGGCAAAUACUGAACAAGAAUGGGAAGAUCAUAAAAGUGCAGCUGGUGGAAUCAAUGAAAAUCAGACAGUGCUUUCUGAAAGUUCACCAAAGACCAAUAAUCAGGUGUACUGCAAGCCAAAUACAGAACCCCCAGAAAAGGAAACAUGGCAAGAAAAAGAAGACAUUCAGGCAGAGGCUGUGCAAACAUCUAAAACAAAUGAUGCUUUUCUUCAGCAAUUUCAGAAUACUGAUGUUACUGAUGAUACAUUGAAGUCUUCACAAAAUACACAUGCUAGCAAAGAAUUGGGAUAUCAAACAACUUUAAGCUUAAAUAAGGCAGUAAGUAUGAAACUUGAUUCUUCAGAGGAGAACAAACAUUCUCUGCAGCAAGAACCAAAACUAAAUGAGCUGUGCUGUGAAAACAGUGAAGUCCAAGCAACGGUGUCUCAAUUAAAGUUAAAAAUCAGACAUGAAAAUCAAAAUCAGCAAAUGAUAAGGGAUAAAGAAGUAACUAAAAAUGACAAUCAGCAACUACAAGACAGUGAAAGAUCCCCAGACACUGAACAUCAUAACCAAAAGGAAAAAGAUUUCCAUGAACAUAUAGAAAAUACACCUACGGAAAAGAAACAGUCCAAUGAUGACAUAGGAACGCAUAGUAGUAAUGGCUCAAAGUCCCCAGGCACUGAACAUGAGAAGUCAGAAGAGAAGCUUUACAUGCCAAUCAAUACGAUAAACAGUAAAGAGCAACAGCUCAGUAGCCACGCUGCUCCAGACAAAAGUGCUGACUUUACUAAUCCAGCAACUGAAAGCCACGUCAUUCACAUUGCAAGCAAGCAAGACAGUUCACCAGUGGAUGAGCCUGUAAUAUACAGUAUAUGUGUUUCAAGCACAUCAGAAGCUGUUUCAGAGGAUGAACCUAUAAUCUAUAGCAUUUCUGUGUCAAGCUUAUCUGAUGCUUCCAUGACAACUGGUCCAGAAAACCAAGAAAAUAGUCAAAAACAGCUUUCAGUAGAGCAAGUAGAGAAAGAUGACAAAGAAACAUUCGGCAAUAAAAAUAAAGAAAGUGACUUCCAUGAAAGUAAAGAGGAUAGUAAAGAGGUAAAAUUGCUUUUAAACAACGAUAUGGCAGAACAAGAAACUGUGGUAAGAAAAUAUGAUUUCCCUGCAAGCAAAGAUAAACUUGAUUAUUAUAGAUCAACAGAGGUGGACAAUAUUAGUUCAUCUUAUGAGAGUCUCUUGGCCAAAAAUGGGCUUCCUAAUGGAGAUACAAUUCAUCUGGAGUCAGACCAAAAGGAGCAGGAUAUAAAGCAUGGAGAUGAAAAGGAAGAAUCUACUCAUAACUCUUUACAAAAAAUACAGAAUAAUACAAAAGAUAAUGACCCUGUGGCUGUUGAGAAAAUGUUGACAUCAGCUGAUUUCACUAAAAAGCAUUCUCCAGAAUUGAGAAAACCAAAGCCUCCAGAAGCCUCCCCUGAACUUUUGAGGAACACUAAGGAAAACCAUGAGCAAUGUGUUACUCACUCUGAGCAAGAGCAUCAGACAGCUAAUGGAGGAGCCACACAAAGAGCUGAUGGAAUUGUGUACACUGAUAGAAACACUAAACAGGAUGUUGCAGAAAAACAAGAAAUCCUGAUGUCAAAGGUUGUACCAGUUUGUGAAGACGUUGUGGAUACUCAGUCAGCAAAGCAAAUCAUGGCAAAUGGAAAUGUUCAACUGAAGGAAAACAAGCAAGUCGGACAGAAAGUACAAACAAUGGAGACAGGACUGAAAGAAAAUGAUGAUGAUGUAGUUAACAAAAAUACUGAGAUGGUAAGAGUGAAAUGUGAGAAUGAUACACAACUUACAGCUGGAUUUAGUUCUGCUAACAGCAGCAAUAAGUCACUCAAUCACUCACGCGAUGAUUCACCAAAACCCGGUUCUAAAAUCUCUACAAAUGAUUAUCAGAUCAGGAUUAAAGCCCAAGACACAGAAGCAUCUUCAAUUCAGAACAGUCAGAGUGCAGUUAAUCAAACAGGCAAUACAAAAAGCCUCAUGUUGCAAUACAGGACACAAGAAGAAUGUGAAAGAGAUGCCCUCAAACAAGAGAAAGAAAGCAAAGAAAGUCUUCAAACCGGAGAUAAUAAGGCUUUACAAAACAACAGAAAAGAGUUGGUCUGCAAAAGCGAAUUCCCAGAACUUGAAGUCAAAUUCAUGAAAAGCAAUGAAGUAAAAGUCAGUAGGGUGAUUGAUUCACAGAAAGAAGUUUCAACCUUCAAUAAUGAACAGACCAAAGAGAAUGGUAGUGUUAAUCAGAAUCAAAUCAAAUAUGCUGCUGGAAAGACAGAUCAGAGUGUAUUUACAGUGCCAGAUAUUCCACUGGAAGCUAAAGAAGUGCAUAAAAAUGACAUAGAGAACCAAAUAAAGGCAGAUACUGUGAGUACCAGAGGGCCUGUGCCACCUAAUAAUGUAAGUGAAAAUGCUCAAAGCAUAACACCUGCAACAGUCACAGGAACAAAAGCAUCAUCUGCUCCAGGCAUGACAGAGGUUGACUUAGAAAGACUUGAAAAUGAGAAAUGGAAAAGGGAACCAGCACAAAAAGAAAGAGAAAUCAUAAAAGAUGAAAUCACACCAUUAAAUAAAGAUCCCAAGACAGCAUCAUCUGUAAUUAAAGGUCUCAGAGAUGCAGAAUAUGAAUCCAGUAAGAGUGAUAAAAAUCUAAAAGUGGCUAAAGCUCAGCCACAAGACAAAAAAGAUGAUCACUUUGAGAAGCUCAUAACUGACAACACUAGAAAAAACAAUGGACAAAAAGAAAUCAAGGCUGGCAUUGGGACAUUUAAAGAGAGUAGUGAUAUCAUUAGAUGGGAUAUGGAAAGCAGUGGGAAGGUUUUAGGAGACAAACACGAUCAACAUAGAAAUGUGUACCAUCCACAGAAAGAUGCUCUUCCAGAAAGAAAGGGAAAUACUUAUGAUGGAAAAAACACAUUUGAAUCUAAUCAAAACAGUCAAUAUCAUGAUACAGUGCUUACAAAAAAAGUGGGAACCUUCACUAAGACUGAGGUUCCACAGAAGGAGAAGAAAACGACUAGGCCAGAAAUAUCAGCUUUAGCUGACUAUGCUAGGCUGAGGGUUAUCUCUGCUGAAGAUGACACCAUUACUGAAAAGGAUUUACUUCAAAAAAUGAACACAUAUCAGAAGUAUAAUUUAUCAGCUGUGGAGCCACAGAAAGUAAAUGUUUCCAUGUCCGUGGGUGAUACAGAGCAAACCAAGCAGCUGUCUGUAAAUAAGAAGUCUGAGAAUUUGAAUGCAACAGCAAUGCCUUUACAAGUCCAGGAACGACGAACAUACAAAAUUACAGAUGAGAUACUUGCGGGACAUAAUCAGUCCUCAACCUGGAGUGAGAGCAAUGCUUAUCCAAAACUUGGAUCAUUGGCUAAAAGCCCAGAUGAUCGAGUAUUUGCUGUAAAAGAUAAAGAAAGCACCAAAGAAAAGACAUUAACCAACCAGAUGCAGUCAAACACUAAAAAAUCUUUGACUGCACAAGACUAUGGAUAUUCAAGAAGCCAUGAAGUGUAUCAAUCCCAAAAUCCUCGAGCUACUCAUCCUGUACAAACACAGAUUGAGAGCAAAAAUGACCCCAAGCUAAAACAGCCAGUUAAUGCAAACAUGGUAGAAAGGAAGGUUUAUCCUCAAGUAAAAAAUUCACAAUCAGUACCACAAGUGUCAAUUGGAACUGAACUGAAUAAUGCAAAUAGACAUGCAGAUAACCAAAUAAAGGAGGAAGUGAAAGAUGAAGAAACAACAGAGGAGCUACAAUACUACAUUGUCAAUGCUAUGGAAAGUGAGACAAAACCUAAAAAUAAUCACGAACCACUUUCAUCAAGCCACAAAAUUACUUCAAACAAAGACUUAACUGAAAUUCAUGCAACAGCGUCACGGUCCAACACUUCUUCUCCAGCCAUGGGGAAGCCCAUCAUGUUCAGAGUGAAAGAUAACACAGGCAAAACUUCCUCAGUUACUAAAACUGUUAGGCCACGCUUUCACAGAUCAUUCUCUGAGGAGUUCAGAAUUGGCUCCCCACUUGACAUCUGUUCAGAAAAAGACAAAGUUGAAUACAAUCAUGAGACUGAUCCAAAAGAGUCUGCUAACUCUCCAGUUUUGCAUGAGCAGCCAGUAACAUCACAUCGACUCCCUGGAGCAAAAGAAAUCGAGGCUCGAAACAAAAUGUUGUCCCCAGGGUUCAUAGCACCAAAAGAACCAAGGAUCUACAACAGACGAAACCACAUGAUUGAAGAGGAUGAAUCCCGAUCACUCAUCAGCACAGUGUCUGAGGAUGUGGAGGGUCUAGCUGCUAGCUCAGUAGUAAUGACAGGCAGUAGAUGUUUUGGGACUGAACAUAUUAGACAUACCUAUGCAAGGCCAGAAUCUUCCUGUUAUGAAAGACCUGAAUCUGCCUGUAGUGACAUGAGACCAGCAAGUAAGCCACCUGCUGUUCCUCCUAAAACAGAGAAAGCCCUUCGUCGUGCAAAAAGACUCACUAGCAGGAGAAUCAAAAAGGUAGAGGACCACCUGAAAUCUGAUACUCCAGUACAACCUGAGACCAAGUCCACCCGAACUGUCUCCAGUUUGCCCGCCUCACCUAUGGUGCAAAUGUCAACACCUCAAUCAGUACAGGCCUCACCUCUGAUAUCACACUAUCAUGUUGAACCAAAUUAUGCACCUCCUGCACCUAGCAUUGUGGCUCAUUCUUUCCCAAUGACCCAAAGAAAGCUCCUACAAGAUCCAAACUCUGGGCAAAUCUUCAUGGUGGACAUGCCAGUGCAGGUCAAGACGAAGACAUUUUUUGACCCUGAGACAGGAAAAUAUCUCCAGCUCAAUGUGCGUCAGAGGGCCCAGGGCACCUUGUCACAACCAGCAUCUGUGGAGGUGUUGAGUCACCCGUAUGUGGUGUACCCUGGUUUUCUGCCCAUGUCUGUUUCUGUCUCAUCCUUACCCUCUGUAAGGUCAUCAUCCCAGAUGUCAGCACCAGCCACGCUCACAGAGGAACCGAACCAGCUAAAAGCAAAUCAAGAACCAAGUGAACAGGAGAUUUGUGAACCAGAACGUCACAGAAAUGUCCAGCAGCACAACAGACCUGUGUAUAGGACACGUGAACAAACUGGCAGGGAACUUUUGCGCACUGAAAAUGUCAGAAUGACUCCAAGACAAACACAUAUCAUAACAAUGAGUGAAUUAGAGGACUUUGCAGUGGAGAACACCUGACUGAUGUACACAUGAAUAAAUGUAUAUCUGACUUUGUGAAUAAGAACUUAUUUAAGGAUUCAUUAAAUACAUGCUGUUUGAGAAUGAUUUUAAGGUUUGUUUUUAAGCUGCAAUAUUUCUUUGCGGUUUUGCUAUAAGAUAAGAAGUGCUAUUUAUUUUAUAAAGGAGAUAUGCAUUCCAUUUUAGACAUAAAUUAUAAUAACAUGUAAAUAUCUCACAAAUCUCCCCAGUCUUAAAUGACCCACGUUCAUUCAAAGAGAAAAUUUAUAAGACACUGACAUUUUGGCAUUAAGUGCUUACCAGAUGCAUUGCACCACAGAAACAAAAUAAGACCUCUCUUUUUGAGGAAAAUGUAUAUAUAUACUUACAUACAUAUAUAUAUAUAUAUACAAAAUUGCUUAAUGUUUUUUUUUGCAAGGUUUACAUUGCAAAAUUCACACAACUCAACUUGUAUGGAAACUGGUGUGAAAGUUUAACCUUAGAAUUAGGAGGUCGUGGCUGCAGCUUUUUCUGACUUUAUUUGUGUGAAAUGCAGCGAAUACUCCCUAGUCCGUUUGAAUUUCUAUGAACAUGAUUGGCUUAAGGCUUUAAAAUGUGACAGUUUCUUUUAUACACUUACAUUUUUCUGUAUUUCAACAUAUGUGUGCUUUGUAAAUUUCCUGUUAACUGAAAUUGAAGCUAUUUAACAUCUGACAGCAUAUAAAUUGCAUAAAAAUAAGAUUUGCUCAGUGAUUAUGGUUACACCAGACAUUAUGGUUACACAAUUUUCUACACAAUCAUGGUCCACAUUAUUGAUUAAAAUGUCAAUUGUUUUAUUUCAGAUUUCUUUUUAAGCUGAAUGACUCUUUUUAUAGUGUUUUAGAGUUCAUUCAGUGAUAAGUACAUAUAAGUAAAAUAAUAUGAUGUCUCUCAUAAUGGUCUGUUGCCAUAUAAUUUUGUUACUAUCACUAAAAAUAAGUAGUCCUUGUCAUUUCAUUGAUAAUUCAUUUUUUCAAUGCAACGUUUAAAAAGGUUUAUUUCUUGUAGCGCCAGGUUAUUAAAAGAAAAAAAAAUGAAUGCAAAGUGUUUGCAGAGUAUUUUGUUAUACGCAAUACCACUAAUUUUAUAUCAAACAUGACAUUACAUUAAUAUUCAUUAUGAUAUUAAAGCUGAAACAUUGCCUUCUGCAUUUUUUAACUUCCUUUCACUGGGCUUAAUAUUCCUUCUUCAUCUAUUACUGCUGGAUUUGUUUGAGUGCUGAAUGUUACAGCAUCUGAACAAUGGACCACUCUAGUGGACUGAGAUAGUAUUGUACCCUUUUAGAUCACUUUCCAUGAUGAAAUUUUAUAGUCACUUGUGCAAGGCUAUAUAAUACAUAAUUUUGUACAAAAUAAAUUCUG
This is a messenger RNA of Pangasianodon hypophthalmus (striped catfish), 11896 nucleotides long. RefSeq lists its product as uncharacterized. Gene Ontology annotation, cellular component: Z disc. Lineage: Eukaryota; Metazoa; Chordata; Actinopteri; Siluriformes; Pangasiidae. Gene Ontology annotation, biological process: positive regulation of calcineurin-NFAT signaling cascade. The record is from RefSeq and is a predicted model, not a curated record. The transcript has 3 exons. The coding region runs from base 864 to 10517 and encodes 3217 amino acids.